CUUGCUUUGGGUGCAAACGUUGGUUCUGUUUUUCUUAUGUAUGUGCUCUGCAGGACUUAAAAUGAAGCAAAGGGAAACGGUGAAGUGGAGUGCCCGCGUUUCUGUGUUGAGCCUUAAUCCUGUUUUAAAUGCCGAGAAGAAGCGCAGACGUGAAUUCAGCGAUAAAUUAUGAGUUUCUUUACCGUAGUGACUGAGGAUUAGCGUGCCAUAGAUUGUAUAUCUAUGGAAUUAAAUGUCAAUUUACAGACGAUAGUAAAUUUAUUGCUUCGUAUCAUCGAAUUAUUGUUUUUAUUGUGUGUCAUUACGCUUCCACAAUGAAGAAACUUUUUUCAAAAAUUGAAACUAAAAUUGAUAAUACAACGAAAGAACCAAACAGUUAUGUCGGCAAAGUAUUUGUAGUUGGAAGGAUGACGGUCACUGUCGAGGAUGUAUUGGCAGAAGGGGGAUUCGCUGUUGUCUUCCUGGUGAAAGGCAGUGGGAGUGGUGGAACACGGUAUGCACUGAAGCGGAUGUACGUCAAUAAUGAACAUGAUCUGAAUGUUGCUAAACGAGAGAUUCAGAUUGCAAGUAACUUGAGUGGUCACAAGAACAUUAUUGGUUAUGUGGAUUCGAGCCUUACACAUACAGGGAAUGGUGUAUAUGAAGUUCUCCUUCUGAUGCCGUAUUGCAAGACACACGUCUUACAGAUGAUGAACUCGAGACUGCAGAGUGGAUUCAGUGAAGCUGAAGUUCUGCAAAUAUUCUGUGAUGUUUGUGAAGCGGUUUCUCGGUUACAUCAUUGUCAGACACCAAUUAUUCAUCGGGAUUUGAAGGUGGAAAAUAUUCUUUUAAGUGAUAGUGGAAAUUAUGUUCUCUGUGAUUUUGGCUCUGCAACUGGCAAGGUGCUUAAUCCUCAAUUAUCAGGAGUUGCUGCAGUGGAGGAAGAAAUUAAGAAGUACACGACAUUAUCUUACAGAGCACCUGAAAUGGUUGAUUUGUAUUCUGGAAAGCCAAUCACUACAAAGGCUGAUAUUUGGGCAUUGGGAUGUCUUUUGUAUAAAUUAUGUUUUUUCUCACUCCCAUUUGGGGAGAGUACACUGGCCAUUCAAAGUGGGAACUUCACAAUUCCAGACAACUCUAGGUAUUCCAAGGGAAUGCACUGUUUAAUCAGGUUUAUGCUUGAACCCGACCAGGAGCAACGGCCAGACAUCUUUCAGGUAUCGUACGUAGCAUUUUCCCUCCAAGGCAAGGACUGCCCAGUACUGAAUUUACAUAAAUCGGCGGUUCCUGUUAUGGACCAGCUGCCAUCUCCCCAGUUGGAGAGUGAGGCAAAGCGUACUUCGGUCAAAGUGACGAAGCAGGUGGCGGCCCCCGUGGUGGAGGGGACGAGUGUGGCCCCACGGCAGCGGCCCAAAGGUGGGCAGCCCCUGCCGCCCCCUGUGGGGGGUGUGCUGCCCGUCCCCGUUGGCUCAUCUCCUGUGCAGCCGCAGCGUCGCCCACCCGCUCCUCCUGCCGUCUCCCAGUCCCCCGUGUCAGCCGAUGGAGCGGCUGAGGGGAUGCAGGCGCCGGUCACGGUUCCCCCACCAGGUGUCCCUCACCCCCAGGCCUUCCGGCCGCCUCUGGCGUGCCCUCCCCAACAGCCUCUGUUCCCUCCUCAGUCUCCUUUUGAUCCCAGGUUACCUGUUAACCAGCCCAACCAUUCCUGUCUGACUAGUUCCUCUGCAAAUAGUUCUACAACUGUGACACAGGUGUCUCCAGCUCUGUCACAGAAUGUGAAUGGCAAGGAGUCCUUGGAAGCCUUGUUCCCACCAUCAGGUUUUCCAGACCCAUUUCGGGACGAAAGUGGUGAAUCUAUUGCUCCUGCAACCCAGAGUCCGCAGUCAGCUGCCCCAGCAUCUUUAGCAUUUUCUAAGGUUGUUCCUCACAAGCUGGAGGCUGUUUCCCAGUGCAUAACAACUUCCACUCCUCCCAGCUCACCGACUCUAGCUCCACCGAAAGGCCAUAGACGGAACAUGAGUGAUACAUCAGCUUUCAAUAAGGUAUUCGCAAAUGAAACAAGCCAGUUUUUAGCACCUUAUGAAGCAUCUGUAAAGUCACGAUCCGGUUCAAACAGUCCUCCAGAAAAUGGUGCCAAUUCCAGAGCAGCCAACAUUCCAGAGUCCCACAGGCAUGUUGUCGGAGUGUCCGCUUCACAUGGAGAACUUGCCAAUACUCUUACCCAUGGUGGUAGAUCACUGUCAGCAGACAUUGCUGACUGGAAUCCCUUUGAAGAUCCUGCACCUUUCAAUCAGCUCACAGAAGAUCAUAUAUUUGGCGCAGAAUUUGACAAAAUCAGAAGAGGAUCGCAGAGUAGUAUUUCAAAUGUGAAAAGUCGUGAAAGUUUAGUGAUGGCUUACACAGAUACUCACGAAGAUCCCUUUAGCUCUGCACCAUUCAGUUUGCCAGCUGGGAAGCACACUGGUAAAGAGAAGAAUCCCUUCAAGAAAACACCAUCUGGAGGACUGUUAAAGGUUUGUGAGAGGUCAGAGAACUGGAUGUGUGAUGGUAGCAGCAAUUCUUCCCCCGAAGCGGAGACGGCCUCCGCCUUGCUGCUGGGCUCCAGCCUCUCCCCUCCCUACGUGAGAGCGCCUGCAGAGGACAGGUCAAAGUAUGAGAAGCUCACGUUCAACACCGAUGACGUGUCUUCAGACGACAGUGAGGAGAAUCAUAGAGAAACUGAUUCGAGUCGAAGUAGUACACGUCGAAAGAGACGUGGAAGAAAUGCCAUGUCAUCUGUUGUGCGAAAAUCGAAAAAAGAGGUAAGAACUGAGGUAGCAUCAUACGAUGACAAUGUGUCUGAUGAUUCCAUUGGAUCUGCAAGUGACCUUCGUGCAAUGAAUGAAGAUGAUGCAAUUGGAGAUAUCAGUGAUGAUAAGAAAUAUGUCAGGGAGAAGAUGAAGAAGAAUGAUGGAACAAUAUCUGAAAGCAUAAUGACAUGCGGUUCUUCUGCAUACCAUGCAGAAUGUGAAAGUGUCACAACUCAUGAAGAUGACGAAAGGAAGAGGUGCAAGAUAUUUAUCAAAACGAGAGAGUUACAGCAACCGACUAUAGAGCAAGAAGACGACGAGGGCAGUGCUUGUGCUGAUGACAUGCUUUUUGUCGGCCACCAGUACGGUGACAAGCCACUGUUAGCCGACGAUGAACUUGAUACCGAAGAUGAGAAUUGUGGAGAAAAAAGCCCCACCCCUCCAGAAACUGAGAGCAAAAGUGACUUGUGGAAAGAUGCUGCCGAAAUGAGUGUGCCACCAAAAUCAAAACUUGUGAAAGAUACCAGCUGUGAUGUCUUUGCCUUAGCUCCUUUUCAGAAACCCGCAUCAGUACGAUCACUGACUAGAACGACUGGGAGGAAGUCUUCUCAUUAUCAAAGUCGCAGCCAGCCGACGAGUCAGGCAGUUUCCCCAAUGGACAUCGUAUGCGGAGGUCGAAAAUCUUCACUCCUCUUUACGUCUUCUUCACCAGUUCCUCAUCUUGUGACUCCACCAGAAGAGAGAGCUCCUGUUACAUUACCCACAGAAUCUUGCUUGGUUGACCUUGGAGGGACAGACACUAAGGAAGGUAUUACAAGGGAGAAUUCAAUCUAUGGAAGUAAAGGUGAUGACAGUGUUGAUCACAUGAAAAAGAUUCGCUGUCAUAAAAAUGAAAAUGUAGGGGAUUUAGUCGGCUCAUGUUUCAAGGACAGUAUUGUUUCAGAUGUCAUUUCUAGAUUUGAAACUCCAGCAGCACACUUUGCUACAACUGUGCCUCCAAUUGCAGAACAGGAUGAGACCUCAGAUGGGCUUUCCAGGGAGGAUCUCUUUGGUUCAUCUCCAUUUAAUUCUGAUUGCUUUUCAAAUCCAUUUAGCCAUGGACAUGGAGAUGAUACCUCAAUUAUUGAACAUUCACCAUUUCAGGCAGCUUCAGUGAGUCCUAUGGUCUCACCAAAUAUUAGUAGAGAUGUGACUCAUUUCAGUAAUCCAAAUUACUUUGCUGUUCCUCAGAACUAUAAUGUUGGUGCUGCUGAACUAUUAUCUGUCGAGUUUGAGUCUGCUGAAAGUUCCCGAAUGGUGGAAUCUCAUAAUGUGAAAUUGCCAGAGUCCAAUCCUGUCAGCCAAACUGUACAGAAUCCUGUCAGACCAGAUGGUCAUGAGGAAGAUUUGUUUGGGGCAAUUCCAUUUUGUGAAAUGACAUCCCAGAUGCUGUUAAAACCGCAAGCUGCCAGACCAAACUCCUUAAGGCUGAUCGAAACUACAACAGUGCCCGAAUCCGGAAGAACAGACAAUGAGUUCAAGCGACACCAGCACCACUCGUCAGUUAUAAAAAGUGUAGCUUCAGGUUUCCUGUAUCUCGCGCAACCUGAAGUGUGCCAGACUCAACAUUCCUAUCCUGCCGAACCUACUCUCAGCCUCGAUAGUGUCAGGACCAAAGCUGAACACCCAGAGUCACCAAAGCACUUGACAAAAAAAGAACGGUCUAAAAAUAGUGAUAAAUCAAAAUAUCAUCUCAUAGAAAAUUCGGGUCCAGAGGAUAAAUUUGACGACAUUCUAUCGAAACAGUCACACAAAAGUUCUAAGACAACAUCGACAGCUUUACACAAGAAAACUUCUAAAUCUUCGAAGAAAAUUGGUAGCGAUAAGGCUCAUAAAGUGGCACCAGUUGGUUUCAGUAAUAUGAGUUUUGAGGAUUUUUCAAGCGAUGGUGCUGAGGACGGUGUGCAAGAGGCAGUGACUGUGCCAUUCGAAGUUUUGCGAAACGAUAAACAACUUUAUGAGGCUGAGAAGAAGUUCGGUUCACUGAAGAGGCGUAGCAACCCUUUUUCGUGAGGGAGGUUUUGCAUGAACCACGUGUACUAUUUCCUGUCAAAAACAUACAUGUGGAAGCAAUAUUCUAGUUGAUAUAUUUUAUGAAAUAGUAUACUGUUGUAUUGUUAUGAGCAAAUCAGUAUUUUUUCAGCAAAGAGCUAUACAUAGUUGUACAGACUGAGACUUAUGUUUAUUAAAUCCUUUUUACAUAUCUGUCGUAUUACUAGCUUAUAAUAAGAAAGUUGUUUGUGUAUUGAUGUAUGUAAAUGUUCUUGUUGUUUGUUGAAAUCUGAGAAGUGGU
Molecule: messenger RNA, 5097 nt
Organism: Schistocerca piceifrons (Central American locust)
Lineage: Eukaryota; Metazoa; Arthropoda; Insecta; Orthoptera; Acrididae
Biological process (GO): protein phosphorylation
Molecular function (GO): protein kinase activity; ATP binding
Source: RefSeq, a predicted model, not a curated record